Messenger RNA from Ornithodoros turicata, 14263 nucleotides. It is a transcript of the gene mgl, whose product is annotated as low-density lipoprotein receptor-related protein 2-like. Gene Ontology annotation, cellular component: apical plasma membrane; signaling receptor complex; plasma membrane. Bases 67 to 13725 code for a protein of 4552 amino acids. The transcript has 78 exons. Gene Ontology annotation, biological process: receptor-mediated endocytosis. Gene Ontology annotation, molecular function: calcium ion binding; hormone binding; protein binding. The record is from RefSeq and is a predicted model, not a curated record. NCBI's taxonomy places the organism in Eukaryota, Metazoa, Arthropoda, Arachnida, Ixodida, Argasidae.
GCGCAUCACCUUUACGGUAGCCUCUCAGUGUUCACCAUCGGCUGUAGGAUGAGCUAAUGUGUUGAAAUGGGCAUUUCGGAUAAACGCCUAGUACUCGGUACAGUUUGCCUUUUGCUAUGUGCUGCGUGUGCAUCCAGAUCUGCAGAAGUCGAAGAAACCAGUACCUGUUCCACAGAUAACUUUCGUUGUAAUAAUGGCCGAUGCAUUCCAUUACGCUGGGUCUGUGACUACCAGAGGGACUGUGAAGAGGGUGAAGAUGAACACCAGUCCUGUGCCCCUCCUCAGUGCAAUGGCAGUCAGUUCUCCUGUGGUCAGUAUGUAUUUAAUCAGUCUUACUGCAUACCAAAGCAUUGGAAGUGCGACAACGUAGUUGACUGUGUGGAUGGAACGGAUGAAAGUGGGGAUUGUAAAUAUCGUACGUGCGAAGAAGGGGACCACAAGUGCGGCAGUGGCCUGUGUUUGCAGUCAUCCAGGAAGUGUGACGGCUAUUAUGACUGCAGGGACGAGAGUGACGAAGUGGCCUGUGCAACGAAUGGGACGUCCUGUCGGCUGAACGAGUUUAGGUGUCAGCAUGGGAACAAAUGCAUCGACGAAAACAAGAAGUGUGACCACUGGGACGACUGUGGCGACAAUUCGGACGAAGACAACUGCGAUUUUCCUCCGUGCAAUGAUGGCCAGUUUCGUUGCAGCAACGCCAUCUGCAUCCCGAUUCGAUGGCACUGCGAUGGUCACUCGGACUGCUCGGACCAGUCGGAUGAAAAGAACUGCACAUCGGUGACGUGUCCGGACACCAAGUUCCUGUGCCCUUCAGAAAAGAAGUGCAUUGACAAAGCCAAACUAUGUGAUGGAAACCCAGACUGCGAUGAUGGAGCUGAUGAGAAGAAAAACUGCUCAUCUAGCUUGUGCCCGAGCCUCUCUUGCGACUUUGGCUGCAAGGCCUCCCUGGACGGUGGUGACUGCUACUGUGCUUCAGGGAUGACAGUCAAUCCCAGGGACAAGAGGACCUGUGUUGAUUUGAACGAGUGCUCUGAAUGGGGUUACUGUGACCAACUUUGCACCAACAGUCCGGGGAGCUUCCAGUGUCUUUGUGUGCGGGGCUACACUCUUGAUCCUCCACGUCACUGCAAGGCAGAAAACAGCUCUGCAAUGCGGCUCAUGUUCACUCGGCAUAACGCUGUGUACUCGGUCAGUGCCGAUGGUUCGGAUCUGAAUGUUGUAGCAAACUCAACUUCAGCUAGCGGUCUCGACUAUCACUAUGAAAGGAACCUUCUCUUCUGGACCGAUACUGAAACCAAGAAGAUUCAUUCGGUGCGCUUGGACGGGGAAGAACAGGCACCCAUCACAGUCAUCUUUUCUUGGAACCCAGUCUCUAUGGCUGUCGACUGGGUGGGAAACAAGCUCUACGUGUGUGAUUCUCUCGGACAGAAAAUUGAUCUCCUCGAGAUGGACGGCUUCCGUCACGCCAUUGUUCUCAGUCGAAAUCUCUCCAACCCACAAGACAUUGCCUUGGAUCCUACAGUGGGAUACAUGUUCUUUAGUGAUGGGGAUCACAUUGAUCGAGCUCACAUGGAUGGAUCUCACAGGAUUACUGUUGUGACUGCCAUUUAUAAAGCUACUGGUCUCACUGUUGACUAUGUAACUAAGUUUAUGGUCUGGUGUGAUUCUCAACUGGACCAGAUUGUUGCUGUGGAUUACACGGGAAGCAACCGGAAUAUCAUUAUACGGGGAAGUACACGAGUGCCCUCUCCCAACAAGAUGACCUUGUUUGAGGACAAAGUGUACUGGACGGACGGCACUCGGCAAGGUGUCCUCAAGGCAAACAUAUUCAACAACAACGACACUGUUGACAUUGUGCACAGGGACAGGCAACUUUCCAAGGAACCUGGGGCCAUCAAGGCUUUUCAUGUUCUACGGCAGCCCAUUGUUGCCAACCCGUGCGGGGCAAACAACGGUGGAUGCCAGCACAUGUGCAUCGUCACACGAGGCUCGGGAGGAUUUGGACUGGUCGGAUAUCGCUGCGUGUGCCACAUCGGCUUUCAACUGGCAGCCAACGGCAGGGAGUGCACACGCGUUUCGACCUUCCUGCUGUACUCUCAGCAAAAAUUUGUGCGUGGCACACUCGUGAACCUCACCAGGCAAGAAGGCUUCACAGAUGCCAUGGUCCCCAUCGUGAGCAAAUCUGCUCGUUUUGUGGGCCUUGACUUUGAUGCGCGGGACAGUCUGAUAUACUACUCCGAUGUCAUCCUCGACGUCAUUUAUCGCGUCAGCAUUGACGGCUCUGGCAAAGAAAAUGUGCUUGCAUCCCAGAAUGAAGGUGUGGAAGGCUUAGCCUUGGAUUGGGUCUCCCACAACCUCUACUACAUUGACAGUCGGAAGGGAACUCUCAACGUAAUUAGUGUGAAAAACUUCCAGUAUCGAAGGACCCUCUUAAAGAACCUGAAACGUCCUCGAGCCAUCGUGGUUCACCCAAAUAAAGGCUACGUGUUCUAUUCGGAGUGGGAUAGGCCUGCCAACAUCAGCCGUGCUUACUUGGACGGCAGUAACGUAAUGGUGUUCCGUGGAGUGUUGCUGGGCUGGCCGAAUGGGCUCAGCAUUGACUUCCAGACAGACCGUCUGUAUUGGUGCGAUGCCCUUCUUGAUCAUGUACAACAUGCCAACCUGGAUGGAACUGAUGUGCAGACCAUAAACUCGCCUCGCAUCAAACACCCUUUUUCACUUGUCAUUCACGGAGAUUGGCUCUUUGUAACAGACUGGAGACUAGACGCCAUUUUGAAAAUGCAUAAGUUGACAGGAGCGGAUGAGAGGAUAGUGACCACUGUAGAAGAAGGCAGUCGUCUGUAUGGCAUCAAGGUUUACAGCAAGGAAAACCAGAAAGUGGACAGUCGACACCCAUGUCAGUACAACAAUGGAGGAUGUCAGAAGCUCUGCUUUCCAGUACCUUCCAAUGGCAGUCAGGGCCCAGAUUUGACCGUCAGUUGCGGCUGCCCAUACGGUGAGCAGUUGUCGAUGGAUGGCCGCACGUGUGUCGCAGAUCCGAGUGCAGAGCCUCCUGUACAGGCUUGUCCCAACACUUGGGACUUCACGUGCGACAACCAGCGCUGCAUUCCAAAGACGUGGGUAUGCGACGGCGAUGACGACUGCCUCGACAAUUCGGACGAGAUGAACAACUGCACACGAAAUACUUGCAGCCCACGUGAAUUCCAAUGUAGCAGCGGAAGGUGCAUUCCUUUGUCUUUCAAGUGCGACUCUGACAAUGACUGUGGUGAUUUCUCUGAUGAAACUGGAUGCACCAAUGUUACAUGUGACAACUCUGAAUUUUCGUGCGAAAACGGAAGAUGCAUUCCUCAGUCUUGGAAGUGUGACUCUGAAAAUGACUGUGGUGAUGGCUCAGAUGAGGGAGACUUUUGUAAGGAGAAGACCUGCGCUUACUACCAGUUCACGUGCCCUGGAUCUGGUCACUGUAUUCCGAGGAGCUGGGUCUGCGAUGGCGACAAUGACUGCUUUGACCAUGCUGACGAGAGCAAUUGUCCUCCAGCUGUCUGCAGCUCAGCCCAGUUUCAAUGUGCCAACAAGAAGCAGUGUAUCCAUGAGAGCUAUCGGUGUGAUGGCGUCAGCGACUGUCCUGAUAGUUCAGAUGAACAGGACUGUCCAUCAUUGGCUCCGGACCAAUGCGACCAGGAGAAGUCAUUCCAGUGUAAAAUGUCCCGUGUUUGUAUUCCCAAAUCGUGGUACUGUGACGGGAAUGCGGACUGUGAGGACAAAAGUGACGAACCUUCUUCCUGCGGGCAAGUGGAAUGCCCGCAAAAUCAUUUCAAGUGCAACAACUCAAAGUGUAUAUUCAAGUCAUGGAUUUGUGACGGAGAAGAUGACUGCGGGGACAAUUCUGAUGAGGAUCACAGGCACGCCUGCGGUGCUCCUGCAUUCCAGUGCAGUCAUGGCCAAUGGCUGUGUCCAGGCGUAACAGAGCGCUGUGUAAACAUCUCUUCUGUGUGUGAUGGAAAAACAGACUGUCCCAAUGGCGCGGACGAAGGACCCACAUGCUCGUCUGCACCCUGCAAGGACAACAAAGCUGGCUGCACGCAUGACUGUCACGUGACGCCUGUGGGGCCACUCUGUCUUUGCCCCAAGGGACAAGUACUCAAUGAUACAACCACCUGCAUUGACUUGGAUGAGUGCAAGAUGGUGGGUACCUGCAGCCAGCAUUGUAUGAACACUAAGGGAUCCUACACUUGCCUUUGCGAUAGCGGCUACCAGUUGGAGCUAAAGCACAAGUGCAAAGCCUUGAACAGGUCCGAAGCGUUCCUGGUGAUCUCCAACAGACGGUCUAUUCUCGUGGCCAAUCUGGACACCACCUUCCUGGAGCGUGUUCCCGUCAAAGUGGAGAACGUGGUGGCCACCGCGUCGGACAUGGCGACUAAUACCAUCUACUGGUCCGACAUGAGUGUCAAGAAGGUCUUCCGCCUGACCAGGGGUGGAGAGCCUCAAGUGGUAAUCUCCAGUGGAUUGGACUUGGUUGAAGGUCUCGCAAUUGACUGGGUUGCUCGCAAUUUGUAUUGGGUGGACUCUCGCUUGAAGACAAUCCAAGUGUCCACUUUGGAUGGAAAAAAUCAUAUUGUUCUGCUCAAAGAAAAUAUUAGUCAGCCGAGAGGAUUAUCGCUGGAUCCGAGAGAAGGGGUUCGUCUCAUGUUCUGGACUGACUGGGGGGAGAACCCACGAGUAGAGAGUGUGGGCUUGGAUGGCACCAUGAGGAAAACCAUUAUUCACACCAAGAUCUACUGGCCCAAUGGUCUCACCCUGGACCUGCCAAAUAAACGCGUCUAUUUUGCAGACAGUAAGCUGGACUACAUCGACUUCUGUAACUAUGACGGCUCGGGUAGGCAGCAAGUACUAGCGCACAAUCACUACCUGCUCCAUCCUCACUCUCUGACCAUCUUCGAAGACACGUUGUACUGGACGGACCGGCAACUCAACCGAGUGCUUUCCUGUCAAAAGUUUCGAGGUCACAACCAAACUGUCGUGUCCCACCUCGUGAGUCAGCCACUCGGCAUUCACAUCAACCACCCGGUCCUGCAGCCGCCUUCCAGCAACCCCUGUGCCAAAGCUCCCUGCUCUCACCUGUGCCUGUUGUCACCGUCUCGGCAGUAUUCUUGCCGCUGUCCCCCCGGCUAUACCCAGGACAGGGCGUCAGCUGCUGGCUCUUGCAUUCCAGUGGAUAGCCCAUUCCUGAUGGUCAUGAAGAGCAACCAACUCAUUGACAUGGGGCUGACUCCCAACGAAAAGUCCAUCGGACAGAUAGUGCCCGUUAUAGGCAUCGAAAAUGGGUACGACUUUGACUACGAUAAAAAAGAAGGUGUCAUUUAUUGGGUACAGCUGGAAGAAGAUGACAAGGAAAAUGGAACAAUCUUCACCGUGAGCUUGAAGGGUGGCAACGUGACGAAAUUCCUUGCUGACGGCAUCAUUGGUGCUCCGUACACGAUAUGUUUUGACUGGGUGGGCCGUAACAUGUACGUGGGCAACCGGAAGGCAUCGAACAUUGAGAUUGUGAAAGUGGAUGGCGAGCGCAAGUUUCGCCGGGUGCUCCUCGCAAAUGAUGGCACUGAAAAGGGAGUCGGGAAGCCCAAGGCCAUCGUGGUGGAUCCAGAGCAGGGAAAAUUGUUCUGGCUCGAUGAAGGAGGUGUGGGAGUUCCACGGAAAUUGGCUCGCGUCUCCAUGGACGGCAAGAACCCUAUGAUCCUUAUUCGGGAAAACUUGGGACGUUUGGAAGCACUCACCAUGGAUCUCACGGGGAAACGUGUUUAUUGGAGUCAGAGCUUCCAAGGCAUUAUUGAGAGCAUUGACCUCGAUGGUAAGGACCGCAAGACACUGGUGGACAGCAGUACCGGUCUGGCCAAGCCUCAGGGUUUGACGGUCUUUAGCAAUAAGCUUUAUUAUUUGGACUCUGUGCAUGAGAAGGUGGCUCGUGUUGACCUUCCCUCUGGUACUAAUCAAGUGGUUCUUGAGGACAACACGCCGGGACUGGUAUCUCUCAAAGUGUAUGGCAAGAAGCCUGGUGAUAGCCAUCCUUGCCGGAGCAACAAUGGAGGCUGUGAACAGCUCUGUAUUCCUGUGUCAAACAACCAAAGGCAAUGCAUGUGCAGCACAGGUUACAAGGGCAGUGGAGAUACUGUGUGUGUCCCCUAUACUUCCUUCCUGGUUGUAUCUGAACUCGAUAAGGCUCGUGGCUACAGUCUGGAGGACGAUGGCGAAGCCAUGCAACCCAUUGCUGGCUCAGGGCACAACAUUCUCCACUUGGACGUCCACAUUGCAAUGAAGCACAUCUAUUGGAUUGAAUUUAACCAGGGAGAGAGAAACGGCAUCUACCGCAUGAAGCCCGACGGGACGGAUCUCAAGCACGUGAUAUUUGACGGCAUCGGAAGCAACGGAAUCAGAGGAGUAGCCAUUGACUGGGUUGCAGGUAGCAUCUACUUCACCAACGUGUUCCCACAUGAGACAUACAUGGAAGUAUGCCAGUUGGACGGUUCCAAUCGGGUGAUCCUUCUCAAGACGACCACCGAUUCACCGCGCGAGAUCGCUGUGAACCCCGUUAAACGAUUUCUCUACUGGAUUGACCACGGCCAGUAUCCCAAGAUCGAAAAGGCCUACUUAGACGGCACCAAUCGAGUGGCCAUCGUAGUCACCGGAAUCAGCAACCCUCGGGAUCUCACCAUAGAUAUCGUAACUCACGAUGUUUAUUGGGUGGAUUCCAGAGAGGACGCCCUUCAGAAAGUAUCUUUCUCUGGAGGAAAGCGUGAGUAUGUGCGCAGGAACCUUCCUAACCCAAUGGGAGUGGCCGUGUCGGGUGAGUACGUCUACUGGGCGGACAGGAAUUUGCGCACAAUAUACAAGGCGAGCAAGUUCCAAAGCAACAACAGCGCUCCUCCUCAACCGAUCAAGUCGGAUCUCAACAUGCUACGGGACAUUGUUGUUUACGAUAGCGCCAAUCAGCCAGUAGUGUCUUCACCGUGUUCCACAAAGCCAUGUGGCCAGCUGUGCUUCUCAAUGCCCGAAUCAUUGAAUGGCACGAAAUGGAAGUGUGGCUGUGCAUCUGGCCAACUGUCUGCCGAUGGACGCACGUGCGACUUGUCCAAAGAGUACUUGGUUUUCACCACUCGCCGGGAAAUUCGAAGCCUCUUCCUGGACCCCCACAAGAUGAGUGUACCCUUCCAGGCACUGGGAAAUCUCACAAACGUUGUGGGCCUGGACUUUGACUACGCGGACAGCAGAAUGUAUUUUACUCAAAUUCGUCCCGACGGAAGCAUAUCCUGGGUGAAGCCAGACAAGAUGGAGAUCCACGUGGUCCUGAACAAGACUAUUAAUCCCGAGGGCAUAGCUUUCGACUGGACCACCAAAAAGAUCUACUGGACAGAUUCUGCCAACCGUAGUAUUUAUGCCAUGAACCGCGAUGGCAGUCAACUCGUCAUGAUCGCCCACGUGGAGAGACCUCGAGCUAUAGUGCUCGACCCCUGUCAAGGCUACAUGUAUUACACCGACUGGGGUCGCUAUGGCAAUACUGGCAAGAUCUAUCGGGCAACCAUGGCGGGAAACAACAAGGAGGCCAUUGUCGAAGAGAACUUGACUCAGCCGAGCGGUCUCUCCAUCGAUUACACGGACAGAAAGCUCUAUUGGACAGACGCGCUUCGGGAGAAAAUUGAGCGAGCUGACCUGGAUGGUAAAAAUAGAGAGACGCUUGUGUCUGCCACCAUUUAUCCCUUUGCAAUAACGGUUUUCGGAAAUUACAUUUACUGGACGGACCUACAGCUCCGCGGAGUGUAUCGUGCUGAGAAGCAUACGGGAGCCGGUAUGACUGAAAUGGUGAAACGACUGGAGGAAUCUCCACGAGACAUUCACAUCUAUUCACCCGAAAGGCAGCAGUGUGACAAAAACCCAUGUGGCUUGCACAACGGUGGCUGCUCUCACUCUUGUCACCAGGCUCCUAAUGGUACUGUCGAAUGUCUUUGUAAUGCCACAUUGAAGGUUGCCAACGAGGGAAGAAUGUGUGUCCCUGAAAAUGUGAGCUGCGACGAGUCGCGAUUUUCCUGCGGAAAUGGGAAGUGCAUCCCCCGCCUGUGGGCGUGUGAUGGCGACGACGACUGUGGCGAUAACUAUGACGAAGAUAAAGGCUUCUGUGCGCUGCAUACGUGCGGACCAACCGAGUUCAGGUGUGCCAAUGGUCGUUGCAUCUUUAAGACGUGGAAGUGUGAUCACGAGAAUGAUUGUGGCGAUGGUACGGACGAAGAGGAGUGUGAGUACCCGCCCUGCCCUGAGGGAGAAUUCACAUGCCUCAACUACCGCUGCAUACCAAAGAGCCAGCUGUGCAACGGAGUCAAUGACUGUAAAGACAACAAGACUUCAGACGAAAGCCACGACCACUGUCCCAACAAUCGUACCUGUCCAGGGAAGCAUCUGAAGUGUGAGACAACUAACAUAUGCGUGGAACCUUAUUGGCUCUGCGACGGUGAUAACGACUGUGGAGAUAACUCUGACGAGGUGGCGCUUCUGUGCUCCCAGCGGACCUGCCCUCCCAACAGCUUCAGGUGUCCAAAUCAUCGUUGCAUUCCAGCAACAUGGCACUGUGACGGGGACGACGACUGCGGCGACGGAGCCGACGAACCUGAAGACUACUGCAAGAGUGAGAAGCGCACCUGUUUUGGAGAUCUGUUUACGUGCGACAAUGGCAACUGUGUUCCACGGAUCUACAUUUGUGAUGGAGACAAUGACUGUCACGAUAACUCUGAUGAAGAUGCCCGCCAUCAGUGUGAUUCCCGCGAAUGUGAUCCGGAACGUGAAUUCAAGUGCUCGCAGAAUAAGCAGUGGGGACGUGCAACAUGCAUUCCAAAGCGAUGGGUGUGCGACGGUGACCCCGAUUGUGUUGAUGGUGCUGACGAAAGCUCUGCUGUGCACAAUUGUCCUGCACCUGAACCGUGUGAUCCCGAAAAGCAGUUCCAGUGCAAGAACCAGCGUUGCAUCAAUAAAGACUGGCUUUGCGACCAUGACAACGACUGCGGUGACGGCUCGGAUGAACCGCGCAACUGCACAUUCCGUAACUGUACUUCAGAAGAGUUCACGUGCCGCAAUGCAAAGUGCAUUCGUAAAUCUUACCACUGUGAUGGUGAGGAUGAUUGUGGUGACAGCAGCGACGAACUCGAGAAGGACUGCAAGAAAGAAGAGACAACUUGUUCGGGAGCCCAGUUCCGCUGCAAGUCUGGUCAGUGCAUUGCUUAUGAAAAGGUGUGCAACAAGCAACAAGACUGCACGGAUGGCUCUGACGAACCGUCACAUUGCCACGUUGAUGAAUGUACAAAGGUGGAGUUGAACCAGUGCGAACAUAAAUGUGUCAACACUCUGACCAGCUUUUACUGUGAAUGCAAUGAGGGCUACGAGCUCCUCAAAGACGGCAAGGCAUGUGCAGACGUGAACGAGUGCAAAGUGAAGCCAUCUGUUUGCAGCCAGUAUUGUGUUAACACGCCAGGCUCGUAUUUCUGCAAGUGCAAUCAGACCUACUACGAGAGAGAAAUGGAUGGGCACACCUGCAAGAGAAAAGACGCGAUGACCCCGUGGCUAAUUUUCAGCAACCGCUACUACCUAAGGAACACCAGUCUGGAUGGCACGCAGUACAACCUCGUGAAAAUGAACUUGCGUAACGUGGUAGCCAUUGACUUUGACAUCCGAGAGGAAAGAAUAUAUUUUGCCGACGUUGGAAACAAGACAAUCCAGAGAGUGUUUGCAAACGGAACGGGAGAAGAGGUGCUUGUUCGACACGACGUGCAUGGCUUGGAGGGAUUGGCCAUUGAUUGGAUUGGAAGGAAAAUGUACUGGUUGGACCGAACCAGCAAGCAGAUGUAUGUAACAGAAUUGGACGGAACCAGCCGCAAAACCUUGCUGCCCAAGGGGAUCUCUGACCCGAGAGCAAUAGCAGUCCACCCUGGUAUUGGCUAUCUGUAUUUUACUGACUGGGGACACCAUGCUUUUAUCGGUCGCAUUGGACUUGAUGGAACAAACUUAACGAGGAUCGUCCUGUACGACAACAAACUUGUGUGGCCAAAUGCCCUCACCAUCGACUACUUCAGUGACAAGUUGUUCUGGGCUGAUGCCCACUUGGACUACAUAGAAUUUUCUGACCUGGACGGGUCCAAUAGGCACACUGUGCUGCAGGGGCGCCAAGUGCCCCACGUGUUUGCACUGACAGUCUUCGACGAUUGGCUCUUCUGGACCGACUGGAAUAUGAAAGGCGUUUACAGAGCUCACAAACUUACGGGAGAAAACCUUCAAGUAUUGAGAAACACGUCUCAUCGGCCAUACGACAUCCACGUCUAUCAUCCCCUCCGCCAGCUUCCCUAUCCCAAUCCGUGUGGCACAAAUAAUGGUGGAUGUUCUCACUUGUGCCUGAUUUCACCUGGAGCCCAGGACUUCAGCUGUGCCUGCCCAGACAACUUCGUGCUACUGGCUGAUAAGAAAACGUGCAUUGCAAACUGCACCGAAGGUCAGUUUCGCUGUGGUGGUAAAGAUGAUGGCUGCAUCUCUGUGUUCUGGAAAUGCGACGGAGAGAAGGACUGCCGUGACGGUUCCGACGAAGUGGGAUGUCCACCAUUUUCGUGCAAGAAAGGGCAAUUUCAGUGCCACAAUAAUGCAACGUGUGUUCCAAGGAUUAAGAUUUGCGAUGGUAACAAUGAUUGUGGAGAUCGGAGCGACGAGAAGUAUUGUGGGCGUCCAUGUGGAGAACACAACUUCAAGUGCCGAAACACUGGCCGCUGUGUUCCCGUCUCUUGGCAGUGUGAUGGCGAUAACGAUUGCUCGGAUGGAUCAGACGAAGACCCAGCUGUCUGCCACCACCAAGAGUGCAGCACAGACACCCAAUUCAAAUGCAACAAUGGGAAAUGCAUUCCGAAGCUGUGGUAUUGCGAUUUUGAUGACGACUGUGGAGAUAGCUCAGACGAACCAGCUCACAAGUGCCGGAACCGCAAUUGCACGAUAGGUUGGCAGAAAUGUCCGUCGCCCAACAACUACCGCUGCAUUCCAACCUGGCUCUUCUGCGAUGGCAAAGACGACUGCCGCGACAACUCGGACGAGUCCAGUCCCGAGUAUUGCCCAAAAUGUCACGAGGCCGGAGACUUGAAAUGUCGCAACAACCGCUGUAUACCAUUGCGAUGGAGGUGUGACUUUGAGGAUGACUGUGGUGACAACUCGGACGAGGACAGUGCCAUGUGUGCUCAACUUUAUCGAGACUGUUCCGAGAGCGAGUUCCAGUGUACAAACAAAAAAUGUAUCCCGUCCAGGUGGCGCUGCGAUCAUGACAACGAUUGCGAUGAUGGAAGCGAUGAGAAAGAUUGUCUCAGCUAUGAAUGCAAGGAGGACCAGUUCAAGUGCACCAGUGGACACUGUAUUUUGAGAAAGUUGCUUUGUGACGGCAAUAAGGAUUGCCAUGAUGUUUCGGAUGAAAUGAAUUGUGCAACCCGCUACCCUGGGGGCCGCUACUGCCAAGAGAGCAUGUUUCAGUGCAACAACACGGUUUGCAUACGACCGGACUUCUUGUGUGAUGGCGACGACGACUGUGGAGAUUCUUCGGAUGAGUCUGACAACAUUUGCAAAGAGCACAAGUGUGAUGUGACCCGCAAGUUCCAGUGCACCAACAACAAGUGCAUCCACCUGUGGCAGCUGUGCAAUGGGCAGGAUGACUGUGGCGACGGCAGUGACGAGAAUAAUCACGAGCUGUGCGACAAGUUGGCUCCAUCGCCCUGUAUGGAGUUCAAGUGCACCAACGACAAGUGCAUACCACGCGAUCAGGUCUGCAAUCACCAAGAUGACUGCGGAGACCUCUCGGACGAGAAAGGCUGCCAUGAGGGGACAUGCAAUUCUGCUACCAGGGGAGGUUGCCAACAUAACUGCACAGCUGUUGGUGAAGGUUACAUUUGUACCUGUGCCUCUGGCUACAAGAUCAAGGACGACAAUCCCAAGAUGUGCGAAGAUAUCGACGAGUGUUCAGCUUUCGGUCACAACUGCUCUCAGAUCUGCGAGAAUCUGAUGGGAGACUACGGCUGCCAUUGCAGAGAAGGUUUUGAGAUGUACUAUUCGCACUGCCACGCGAAAGGUCCUGCUCCCGUAAUCCUGUAUACAAAUGGCCCAGACAUUCGAGCACUGGACAUGAAGGACGAGAUCCAAGGCAGCGUCAUUACGGGUGAAAGUCGUGUCCAGGCGCUGGACUUUGAUCCCCGAGAGAAUGUAUUAUACUGGACCGACUCUUACGAAAAGACCAUCAAACGGUCCUUCUUGCCCAACGUGACUGACUCUAGUGCAGGGGUUGGAUUUCCGCAGAACCUUGAGUUGAAAGGUCUGACCAAACCCAAUGCCAUUGCCAUUGACUGGGUUGCACGGUGCAUCUAUUGGAUGGACACAGACUUGUCGAGUGCUCGUCCGCGAGGAAGGAUCCUUGUCAGUCUCAUUGAUGGCCGCUAUCGAAGAACACUUUUCUCUUCCAACAUGGAGAGGCCGGCAUCCUUGGUGUUGGAUCCAGAAAGGGGGUGGAUGUUCUGGUCUGAUGCGGGCUCCACCCCGAAAGUGGAAAGUGCAUGGAUGGAUGGUUCCAAGCGACGUGUUCUCAUAGGAGAUAGGCUGGGCUAUCCCACUGGGCUCACCAUUGAUUAUGCUGCCGACCAUCGUAUUUACUGGUGUGAUAGCAAACUGAACACAAUUGAGUCUGUCAAGCAAGAUGGAUCUAAUCGAGUUGUCAUCGUCAGUGGAGAAGAUGUGAUGCAUCCAUUUGCAAUGGACCUGUUUGAGGACAGCAUCUUCUGGGUGACGCGAGAUUCUGGCGACAUGUACCGCCAGGACAAACAUGGCCGUGGUGUCCGUGUGCGGGUCAAGAGAAACGUCGAACAGCCAACUGGAGUGAAAAUUUUCCACCCUUUGAAGUAUAAUCUCUCAGUGGCCAACCGGUGCCCAACGUCUGCCUGCUCCCACCUGUGUCUAUUGGUGCCACAGGGCUUCCGAUGUGCUUGUCCGGAUGGAUCGGCGCUUCACAUCCUUAAUUUUGGUAGCUGCGAUGCAGGUUUUGAGGUUCCGAAGCCCCAGCCGUAUCGUUGCCCAUGUCUCAAUGGUGGUCAUUGCGAGGGCGUUCAAGAAGACAAGAUUGUUUGUCUAUGUUCCAGCGAAUUUGAAGGCAUGCACUGCGAGAACUCGAUCUCUCGAAGGCGUAUAUCCUCCCUGAGUGGGGCAGAUGGUGUCGCAGCCAUCUUGGUUCCCGUCAUCAUUGUGCUCAUCAUCAUGAUUGUGGCCGCUACCCUUUUUGUCUGCGUUCGUAGAAGGCACUUCAAGCAAAAUGGACUGGCUGGCAGCACGCAGAGCGUCUCCUUCCGCAGUGGGACCAAUGUGGAAUUUUCGCCAAACUUUAUGAGAAACCCAACUGUGGAAGCUAACAGUGGGGAACCACUGGAUGCAGACUUUAGCCUGAAUGAUGUGAAUAAACCAACAGAUUUCAGCAACCCCAUGUACGAGGCAUUAGGCAACCUAGACACGGGAGGCCCUGCAAAGGGAAGCCUCUACGAAGGGGAUGACAAAAAAUAUGACACUACUGCUCCAGCCGUUUUGCAUCCCUCAACAGUGUUGCACAGGUCGCGGCAGACGGACCCAACGACGGUGGACACAGAUAAGGAUACGCAAAAUUUAGUGGAAGAAGACAAAUCUGAAUGCUAAGGAGGGACUCUAGUAGAGCAUUCUUUUUGGGAGAGUGUACAUAGAAUGUAUAGGGAGCAAUUUUUUAAAGCUUACUUUCGAUUACCUCUACUAAGACUUUAAUUUAUGGCUCUCUCAAUAGGCUUUAUUUUGCAUACAAAUCAUCUCAUUUGGAAACAUCUUUUAAGUAUGGUGGCACAUUAGUCAAAGUGUAGUGGGGCAAAACCUAUUGCCUUGCUGGAUACACAAGAAAUGGUUGGUAUAUAAAAUACUGCCUAUCCUGCAGGAGCUACUUUUAUCUUCCAAGGUCGAAAGACUAUCAUCUCAGGUGUCUCCUUCCAUUGCUCCCACUCGUGUGAUAUUCUCUGCAUCAUUCCACAAGUUCAUUCCACUGUUGGCAGACAUGUGAUAUUAUAUACGACAAUUUCUACAAAAAUGAAGAAAUGUUAUACAAAGACAAUCGUCUGCAUUAUUUUUUUACAAAACGGCUGCUUGUACGGAAGCAUCUUCGCUGUUCCUCACAUGAAACAAUAAAAUUUAAGUAAAGCUUUUCUACUCA